Messenger RNA from Cadophora gregata, 1799 nucleotides. RefSeq lists its product as uncharacterized. Lineage: Eukaryota; Fungi; Ascomycota; Leotiomycetes; Helotiales; Ploettnerulaceae. The record is from RefSeq and is a predicted model, not a curated record. The transcript is spliced from 3 exons. Bases 507 to 1547 code for a protein of 346 amino acids.
GCUCUAGUCUUGCGACUGAAAGGAUUACGACAUCCGCAGAAGCCGAACAUUUUAUUCACAUCGAAGUCUGUUCAGGAUCGCUUAGCAACGUUCACUUGAUAUCAGAAUCCAAAACAAUGAGACGCAAUGAUAUAAUGCACUAGCAAUACUGAAGAGCGUAGAACUAGCGAAUGUCUGUUUUGGUUGGGACCUAGGUACAUUGGCGUCUCACGUGACUCAUCUCAACUCGCAACCGAUUCACCUAUUGACAAACAGAACGACAAUUUUCACCAUUCACAUGUUGAAGCGCUCUACCAUUUAUCGACUUAAGUUGGACCAAGCCUCAACCUCAAUAUCUCUGUACUAUCUCGUCAAUAACAGUCUACUGAAUCUCGUUCACCGUGGUGGUUGGAGAUUGCUAAGCCCAGCUCUUGCUUGCUCAAAAGCCACCCUACUUCCUUGCGAUUCCAUAACCCGGUUUCUGCUAAUUGACAGUCAGACCUUGAGAAGCAACAAGACGUGACACCAUGUCUUUCAGAGACAACAGCUCUAUCGAAGACAAUGGUGGUGACGAGAAACAAGUAAUUACAGCUGAUACAAACACCAAACGCCACGAGGGUAUCGAUUCAUCGAAAGCCGGAUCCGACAGCUCUCAGGAAUCGACUACUGUUGUAGACGUUCGGGGCAGCCUUGAUGCUCACCAACAGCCUCAUACGCCGACAAGCUCUUCGUCUACUACCCAAUACGUAUCCACUCCUCGUGGCACUUUGAAACGAAGGCGCUCCGCGAAGACCAAUCCUCCUUUUGCUAUCAAGGGCGUACGGAUGGCAGACAACCCCAAGCACACCUUGAAUAGCUUAGCCGAAGUUGGCAAGCCCGAUGACUCGAAGAUGCGGUUCAAACUGAAGAUAAUCGGUGGAGGAUACACCAAGGCAUUCAGAUUCGAGGGACGUAAGAAUCCCGAAUGGGACAACAAGGAGUGGGUCAAUGAGCUCAACAAAUGGCGCAUCAAAAUCCUAAAGAGAUACUUCAAGGCCGAAAAUGCAGCUACGAACAACAAGAAGUCUGGUCCUCGGGUACGCUGGUCUUAUGCGGAGUUGGAGUACUUGCGGAUGCAGAUCAGAAAAAGAGUUCGGUUCACUGGCACAACUCUUAGUGGCAAGGAUUGGAAGAAGCUCACAGAACAGCACAACGAAAGAUUCCAAGGAAAGAUGGUCAGAGUUGGUGAGAAACUCGCGGGUGGAAGAGUUGCUGUGACUGAUCAAAUCAUCGAAAGACGAAGCCAGGCUGCCAUGACCGCCUUGUACGGGAAAUACGACGAUUUAAGACAGAUCGUUCACGAGGAAAUUACAGCUUUCGGCACCGAAGCGUCAGAUGACACCCCAGCAAGCUACAACUCAUCCCAAGAAUCGAAUAUCUUUGAAGAUUCUGAUGAAUUUGAUGGCUAUGAUGAAGAUGAGAGUGGAAUUGUUGACUACGACUUGGAAAACAGUUCUGAUGAUGAAGAUGAAGGUCGGCGUCCUAUUGGACAACCUGUAGGAGGAAGGCUUGUUACAGCAGCUUCGUAGGCGGAAGUGGAUUUAUGCCAAUCCUUCAAGUUUUCAAAACGCGCUGCAGAAAUGCGGUCGAAACCCCUUUGAGAUAUUCCGGAUUAGUUAUGAUUGGCGUUUUUUUUUUCAGUCUCCCUGCACUCGAUUCUUUUCAUAACAAAGCAUUUGCCAUUAGUGUCUCUGGUAUUUUGCCUUCAGUGUGUGCAUUCAUUACCACGACAGAGUUCCCCUCAGUAAGCUAUGAAUUACAAAUAGAUAAUUUAACUCUGA